Molecule: messenger RNA, 513 nt
Organism: Vicia faba (fava bean)
Lineage: Eukaryota; Viridiplantae; Streptophyta; Magnoliopsida; Fabales; Fabaceae
Source: the annotation of a GenBank genome assembly
AUGAAUACCAAAACGAUGCGUUUGCCUCCUCGUCGAGUAUUGACACCUAGCACCACUACAAGCAGUAAGCGAAAAGAGAGAGAUGACCCUUUUGAAAGGCCCAAGCCCAUACCCGUAACCACUUCAAAAUUACCCAAGUCGGAUAAGCCUAUUUCUCGGCUCGGGUCGGAGCCGAUUACAUCACCCACUACUACAACAACAGCUAGCAAAGACUUGGAGCCGAAGCCGAUGCCGUCCAAUCAGCUGCUAGCGGGAUACCUGGCCCACGAGUACCUCACCAAGGGGACUCUCUUAGGGCAACCGUGGGUCCCACCGAAGGGAAAGUCCAAAGAAGAAGACGACGGCGGUGACGAUGAAGGAGAACCGACUCCGGCGGAGGAGGCGCGUGGGACACCGGAGAUAAAGAUGGAGCGUGAAAGGUACGUGGAAGUGACAGGGUUGUUAAAGAGCGGUGGGACCCACCUUCACGGUGUUGUGAACCCCACACAGCUUGCCCGUUUCCUACACUUGUGA